This is a messenger RNA of Closterium sp. NIES-67, 1461 nucleotides long. The record is from the annotation of a GenBank genome assembly. NCBI's taxonomy places the organism in Eukaryota, Viridiplantae, Streptophyta, Zygnematophyceae, Desmidiales, Closteriaceae.
CUAGAUUUUCCCAUCCAGACUAGCUGUGUCUGAACAGCGGUAGCUCCGCGUUUCCCGCCGUUUGUCUUCCCGCUCGUCGUCCCUCCGGUUGCCCUGCUAUCCACGCACCAGCUGUUCCCAGCAAUCCGUUUCCGUUGUUUCGGGCCGAUCCGUCCGCUUUUGUAGCCGCAUCGAUAUGGCAGAUCACCCCGAGGACGAGGAGUUGGAACUAACGUACGAAAUCGAGGAUGAAGGAGACGCGUUAAAAACAGGGGACGGAGAAGGCCAUAACGAGGAUGAAGAGAGGAAACGCACUGCUGGUGGCGGAACAGCCGGAAGCGGCGGGAUUGACGGCGGCGGAAGCGGCGGCGGCGGAAGCGGUGGUGGCGGGGACGGCGACGGGGGACGAGGCGGCCAGGGGGAAGGCGACGGGGCAAUUUCCCAGAACGUGCAACCGGGGGGGAACGCACAGCAGCCGGAAGGAGGCGGAAGUUCCGCCCAAGCGCAGCGCCCCGCGCAGGACGUGGCGGGGCAUGUGGGGAUUGGCGGCGCAAUUCCAGGCGCGCAGCAGCAGCAUAGCGGGGGAGGGGGAGGGGGAGGGGGGUUUGAGGGUUUGGCGGUGUUUGUGGGCGAUCUGCACUGGUGGACGACAGAUGCGGAUAUAGAGGCAGGGGCGUCGGAGUAUGGCAAGGUGGUGGGGGUGAAGUUCUUUGAGGAGAAGGCCACAGGACGAUCCAAGGGGUACUGCCAGGUUGAUUUCGCCGAUGCAGCAGCAGCACGUGCUUGUAAGGAGAACAUGGCUGGCCGCCUCUUUAACGGCCGUGCGUGUGUAGUCACACCUGCCACCCCCCAAACCCUAAGGCAUCUAGCUAUGGCUUCUGCCCAAGCCGGCCCCCACAUGGGGCCUGGGGGCAUGGGGGGAGAGGAGGAGGGGGAAGGGGAGCUGGUGCAGGGGGGAUGCCCUUCCCCGGAGGGCCGCCUAUGGGGUGCUACAGCGAGUGGGGAGUAUUUUGAAGGGGAGGGAGGGGGGAGUAAUCAUAGGGGAGGCGGUGGGAAGACCGUGGAGGAAGGCAAUGAGUGAGGAUGGUGUUUCUGGUUGGAUUAGGCUUCAAGCUGUCAAUCUGAUUAUGAUUAGGGAUGCUGGAGACAGCUGCUUCAGCUGCUUGUUGGAAAUACCUCGAAGACUUGAGCGUUUCUGAAGUGUAACACUACACUCGAGAAAAGUCGUAUCGAGUACGCGAGUCAACGGAGGUUACACGAGGAGGUUGGACGAAAGAAUACGAAAGGGCGAAGGGACUCGAAGGGUCGCAACCGGAGGUUGCGAUUGACCGCUGCGACUGCAAGGGUGGUAACCGAACCGACAAUCGAGUCGCUGUGCGACUCGAUAACCGUUCCUUCAACUGUAUUCUACAACUGCCUCAUUUCUUAAUUUUCUAUAUAUUGCUGUAUGCUUGUUUCUUUUAAUCAAUCACUUGCUCUCAC